This is a messenger RNA of Agrilus planipennis (emerald ash borer), 2767 nucleotides long. RefSeq names its product protein fem-1 homolog C (gene m-cup). The transcript is spliced from 8 exons. The coding region runs from base 346 to 2316 and encodes 656 amino acids. Lineage: Eukaryota; Metazoa; Arthropoda; Insecta; Coleoptera; Buprestidae. The record is from RefSeq and is a predicted model, not a curated record. Gene Ontology annotation, molecular function: protein binding.
AAAUUUUAGACAUUAACACUUAAUUUUUGUUCAUUUCACAACUAUUAAUUUUGUUAUUAUUAUUUAGCUUAGUUAAUCAGUUGGUAGUAUUGUUUACUUUUACUUUAGUUGUCAUCGUUGUCAUAAAUAAUCAGGCAUAAUAAUCAUAAUCUUGAGUGUUUACUUUGCCCUUGUGAUACUGAAUUUUACCUUAUUUGAUAAUAAAGUUCAUUUAUAUAGGAAGUUGCUGCACUAUCCUUGAUAUUUUAAAUAAAGGCGUUGUUUACUUACAUUCAUAAGUGAGCGACAAGACGCUAUUUUAACUUCGUUUGGUAUCGAUGUUGUUGUCUUCAAAUGUGAACGUGAAUGAGAACUAAGAUCAAAAUGUGGAAAAUGCCAAACAAAAUAGAUAUUGUAAAUCAGAAAGAUGAGUGUUUUCACGAAUUAAUGGAAGAAUGUAAACAUUUACCUCCAGGAGCGAAAUUAACCCUUAACCUUAGAAUAAAAUUGCAGAAGUUUACUCGUGAAUGUAGAAAAGAAAUAGUGAACAGAGUCAAAUCAGGAUGUGCCCCAUUAUUUAUUGCAUGCAAAAAAGGUCAGACAGAAAUUGUAGAGUAUCUAAUCAAUGUUUGUGGAGCUGAUAUUGAACAAAGGGGUCUUUAUGAAGUCCCUGAAGAUAGAUCUGUCCAUUGUGUAACUCCUUUGUGGUGUGCAGCAGUUUCUGGUAAACUAGAUGUGAUAAAGUGUUUAGUAAACAACGGUGCAGAUGUAAAUGCAGUAUCUGAUACAGGUUCUACUCCUGUUCGCUCUGCCUGCUUCAUGACACAUUUUGCAGUUGUUCAGUACUUAGUAGAAAAAGGAGCUGACAUUAAUAAACCAAAUUAUAAUGGAGGAACCUGUUUAAUAAAUUCAGUGCAGAGUGUGACUUUAUGUACUUUUCUUUUAAAAAAUGGGGCACACGUUAAUGCAAAAGACAUUCAGAAUAAAACAGCUUUACAUUAUGCAAUACAAGAACAUAGGUUGGAAACUACUCAGUUACUUAUAAGGUACGGAGCAGAUUACAAUGCAAAAUCAAGAUACGGAGAUGAUGCUUUACAAACUGCUUGUCUUAAAGGAGCAAUUAAUAUUUUCGACUACCUAACAGAAGAAAUACCUUAUUCAAGUGAGCAAUUAGUUAAUGCACAUGAAUUGCUAGGUUCAACCUGUUUAGAUGAACAAAAUGACAUUAUAUCAGCUAUUCAUCAUUGGAGGGUGGCACAGUAUAUGAGAGAGGAGAUUCAUGGCCUAUUACCAAAAACGCCUAUAAUGCCCCCUCGCGCUGCUUUUCAUUAUCAGACUGAAUUUCAAUCGGCAGAAGAAUUGGAUAAUGUAAUGACUGACUUGGAUUCAAUUAGAUUACAAAGUCUUUUAAUUGUUGAAAGAAUACUAGGACCAUAUCAUAAAGACACAGUUUUUAGGCUAAUGUUUCGAGGAGCCGCUUAUGGAGAUGUAAUGCGUUAUCAGAAAUGUAUAGAUUUAUGGAGAAGAGCUUUGGAGAUCAGGGUUGAAAAAGAUGGUAUAUUUUACUCAGACACUUGUUUUACUGCACAAGCAAUAAUUCGCCAGAUGAUAGAUUUCAAUGAGAAAUUUAAACAAAACGAAAACAACGAAAGCAGCGAUCAGCAGAGAUUUGAAGAUGUUGUUGCCACUUUUAGACUUUUAACCGAAGAUAUUGAAGAAGCUCAACGACUACUAAAAAUUCGGCCAGUUUUCAAGAGACAAGUAGAGAAUUUCGAUAGAAUCCUUAAAUGUAUCACACACCUUAUUUAUUUACUACUUCAAACAGCUAAAACGGAAGAUCAAAUGAUUUUUGUUAAGCAAAUAGUGACUAAUUUGGUGUGUAUAAAUCCAACAAGCGCCGUGACAGAAGACACUCUUCUUCAUUUGUGUGUUUCAAAAUCUAAUACAAUUAGAUCCAGUUAUUUCUUGGAAGAAGUACCUAUGGCUAUAUUUCCUAAGCUGGAUGUGAUACAGUUUUUAUUGGACUGUGGAUCUAAUGUAAACGCAAGAAAUGAAACAGGGUGCACCCCGUUGCAUGUUGCCACGAUGCCCAAUAAUAAUGAUACAACACUUGUGAAGCUUCUUCUUCAUUAUGGUGCUCACAUUGAUCAGCCAAAUUCAUCAGGAGACUCUCUCGCGCGUAAAAUACAAAAUAAUCGUUACACCAAUGAUAUACCUAUCUUCGACUACAUCACCCUGAAAUGCUUCUGUGCAAGAGAGAUUGCAAAAUACAAAAUUAAUUACAAAAAUCAAGUGCCAAAAACGCUAGAGAGGUUCAUAGUGCAACACGAACCGUAGCGACAUACUUUCGAGCUUAUUUUAUUUUUUUUACAACGUACUUUUUUUUAAUGAAAAUAUUAAUUAAAAAAAUACUGUCGAGUGCAUUCUAUAUUAUUGUCUUGCAAUACAAAACGAGACAGACUUAAAUAAAUCAUGAUCUGAAGAAACAAUUGGCGUUGGGAAAACGUGUACUGACUUAAAAAUGUAGAAUAUUUUGCACGUUUUGUAGUACAUAUAAAAAAGAAAUAAUUAAACUAUUACAGACAGUCGUGCUUUGUACGUUUUACUUGUGAGGUUUGCCAGAGUAGUCAAACUCGUUUCGGCAUUGUAAUGAUAAUGUACUUGCUCUUUCAGCAAAUACUCGUGAAAAAUGUGUGAUAAAUAAUAUUCUUUUUAAGUUUUAAUAUAGUUGUGAUUCAUAUUCGUGUAUUUAAUGUUAUUAAUAAAUAAAAAUGUAACUGAAAACGUA